ACAUUUCCUUCAGGCUGUUCCUCAGUCGCAAAAUACGUUUUCGACAGGUUUAUGGCCGAGUAAGGAGUACGUCUCUCUUUAACCUAGCUCAUCGCACCAGCGCAGCAGUGAUAUUCAAAACGUGUGAGUCCAUUUCUUUCCUAAGGCGGAGACCAAGUCACGAAGCUGAGCAUGUUGCCGUACAGUUGCACUGAGAAACCCGGGCGGACAGCUCCAAGAGGCGGUAAGGCGUUGGCCGUCCUCACGGCGCUGCUUUGCGCGGCUUCUAUCGGCGUGAUCGACCACAAAAUGCGGGGAUACGAGGCCGGAAUACAGGGCUUGAAGGCACAACUGGAUGCCAGUAGCAAUGCAGCGAUGCGGUCACGCCGCGCAGCGGACGAUGAUGGAAUGACACCCUUCCGAGACGAGCCUGUGAGCCGGAGUGUUCAGCACGACUUUCCCGGGCAAGGAGGAGCUCUCUUUACCCGGUGGGGACGGGAGGUGUGCGGGAAGAGUAAGGACAUAGACACAGUCUACACAGGCGUGGCAGGAGGGUCCCACUACACCAAACAUGGCGGCGGCUCCAACUACCUGUGUCUCCCAACUCGCAAUGUAUCAUGGGAUCACUUCAAAGAUGGCCCACAGACGAAGAACUUCCUGUACGGCUCAGAGUUCCAAAUCCACGGGCAGGACGACUUCUUCUCCACGGUCAAUGCUGAGGGGAUCGCUACGGUGGCGGACUACGACGUGCCGUGCGCCGUCUGUCGGGCUCAGGUCCGGUCCAGUACCGUCAUGAUCCCCGCACGGACGGCAUGUCCUAACGACUGGCACAAGGAGUACCAGGGUUAUCUGAUGAGUGCCCACGAGACGCACCAAGGACGCACAGAGUUCGUCUGCGUAGACAAGAACCCGGAUGUGGCGAUCGGCACCUACGAGAGCAAAGAUGGCGCCCUGUUCUAUCUGGUGGAAGCCGCGUGUGGCUCUCUGCCGUGUGGUCCUUACAUCGCUGGGCGGGAAAUCACCUGUGUAGUCUGUACAAAGUAACGCAACUCAGAAUGUGGUACAUUGGUUGUACUUCAUAAGGAUUUCUAUACCAACGAUUCUACUGAAUGAAUGAAGACCUUUUCUGUACCCAAGUACCCAUAGGUUCAUAGAUACAUGUAUUGUGCGUGUACAUGUAUACAUUGUCACGUUAGCAUGAGUAAUAUAGUCUUGAAUUCAGCUUCUUCUCACUUGUUUCACCACUGUUUAAUGACGAUUUCUACAAGAAGUAAUAUGCUUGACUAUACGUCGUCGUUUACGGUUUCAUUUCCAGUUGAAAUUGCAUCACGACAGACGAUAAGUGGACAACUGGAACUUCCAGGAACUCUUCCGGAAGUAGUUGAAGUGACAUAUUUUUAGAACAAUACGUCCCUAAAAGUAAAAAAAGAGACGAGAACAUACAUAUUUACGUAGAAUUAUAGCUUGUCCGCGAGGAAGUUUCGUUUCGCGUCUACAGAAUUUUUGUAUCUAUUUGUGUCAUGUCCUGACUCGACGUCCUCAUACAUUUGUAUCUAGGCCAGUAUAUUUUAUCGCUCUAGGCCGAGAUUGUAUUAUCGCAGACACAAACUUGGAAUGUGUCCAAUAUUUACUGCACAUCCUGAUUAACACAUCAUGACUUCA
Branchiostoma belcheri (Belcher's lancelet) is the source of this 1641-nucleotide messenger RNA. RefSeq names its product short-chain collagen C4-like. The transcript has 5 exons. Bases 172 to 1023 code for a protein of 283 amino acids. The record is from RefSeq and is a predicted model, not a curated record. NCBI's taxonomy places the organism in Eukaryota, Metazoa, Chordata, Leptocardii, Amphioxiformes, Branchiostomatidae.